Molecule: messenger RNA, 5012 nt
Organism: Salvia miltiorrhiza (redroot sage)
Lineage: Eukaryota; Viridiplantae; Streptophyta; Magnoliopsida; Lamiales; Lamiaceae
Product: probable phosphoribosylformylglycinamidine synthase, chloroplastic/mitochondrial
Exons: 4
Coding region: 152-4390 (1412 amino acids)
Biological process (GO): 'de novo' IMP biosynthetic process
Molecular function (GO): phosphoribosylformylglycinamidine synthase activity
Source: RefSeq, a predicted model, not a curated record
CCACUCUGUAUUCGCGGCGCGAAAAAACUUCCCCCUCCCUGCCCGCCGCAUCCUCUCGCCGCCCUCACGUCGCCGUCGUCGCGUCGAGCCACUGCCGGAAAACAGUUAAAAGCGCUGCCAACAGAGAGCAAGCAAGAGAUACGGAGCGGCAAUGGCUGCAGCUUUGGAGCUCACAGCUGCAGAUUUUUUACAAGGUGCCUAUAGGCAAAAACUAGCUUUGCCUAAACAUUCCUUUAGGCAGACGGACUGCUUGCUUUGGGGAACAAGGCUGCCGAGAAAACAGCCUUCUGUAAGAAUUUCUCGUCGAGAAAUUGCGUCGAGGCAAUUGAAGGUGAAAGCGGUGGUCUCAAGGGAUGUAUGCAGUUCAGUAAGCGCGGAGGCCGAUCAGCUUCAGAGGGCUUCUCAAGAGGUUGUGCACUUCUAUCGCAUUCCAUUACUGCAAGAUAACGAGACGGCUGAGCUACUGAAAUUGGUUCAGACGAAAGUUUCAAGCCAAAUCGUUGGAUUGAAAACCGAACAGUGUUUCAACAUCGGGGUGGAUGGAAUUCUCUCCGAGGAUAAGGUUUCAGCGCUUAGAUGGCUUUUGGGGGAAACCUACGAGCCCGAUAACCUGGGGGCAGAGAGUUUUCUGGACGAAGAGAUGAAAUCGAGCUCGAAUGCUGUUGUGGUAGAAGUCGGCCCUCGUUUGUCUUUCACCACAGCAUGGUCUUCCAAUGCAGUAUCAAUUUGCCGAGCUUGCAAUUUGACUGAGAUAAGCCGAUUGGAGCGAUCGAGGAGAUACUUGUUGUGCCUUGCUCCUGGGAGUGCGUCGUUGGUGGAGAGUCAGAUUAGUGAGUUUGCUGCAUUGGUGCAUGAUAGAAUGACUGAGUGUGUUUAUAAUCAGAAGCUGACGUCGUUUGAGAGGGCUGUCGUCCCUGAGGAAGUCCGUUAUAUACCCGUCAUGGAGAAGGGGCGGAAGGCGUUGGAGGAGAUAAAUGAGGAAAUGGGGUUGGCUUUUGAUGAACAAGAUUUGCAGUACUACACCAAGCUUUUCAUGGAGGACAUCAAAAGAAAUCCGACAAAUGUUGAGUUGUUCGAUAUUGCUCAGUCUAACAGUGAGCAUAGCAGGCAUUGGUUUUUUACUGGGAAGAUCGUGAUAGAUGGGCAGCCGGUGAAUAGGACUCUUAUGCAGAUUGUCAAGAGCACUUUGCAAGCGAACCCAAACAAUUCAGUCAUUGGCUUCAAGGACAACUCCAGUGCAAUCAGAGGGUUUCCUGUGAAUCAGCUGCGGCCAGUCCAUCCAGGUUUGACAUGCCCAUUGGACAUGAGUGCUCGUGACCUCGAUAUUUUGUUCACUGCUGAGACCCACAACUUCCCUUGUGCGGUUGCACCAUAUCCUGGUGCUGAGACAGGUGCUGGAGGCAGGAUUAGAGACACACAUGCUACUGGCAGGGGUUCUUUUGUUGUGGCAUCUACAGCUGGUUACUGUGUUGGGAAUCUACAUGUUGAAGGGUCUUAUGCUCCGUGGGAGGAUUCAUCAUUCACGUAUCCUUCACAUUUGGCUUCUCCCCUUAAGAUUCUCAUAGAAUCUAGCAAUGGUGCAUCUGACUAUGGAAACAAGUUCGGCGAGCCAUUGAUUCAGGGCUACACCAGGACCUUUGGAAUGAGGCUGCCAAAUGGGGAGAGGCGAGAAUGGUUGAAGCCGAUAAUGUUUAGUGCAGGCAUCGGGCAGAUUGAUCAUAUCCACAUAGUGAAGGGGGAGCCUGAAGUUGGGAUGCUGGUUGUCAAGAUUGGAGGGCCUGCAUACCGUAUUGGUCUGGGGGGUGGUGCUGCAUCCAGCAUGGUUAGUGGCCAAAAUGAUGCUGAGCUGGAUUUCAAUGCUGUGCAGCGCGGAGAUGCAGAGAUGGCACAGAAGCUAUAUCGAGUUGUUCGUGCUUGUAUUGAAAUGGGAGAGAAGAAUCCUAUCAUUAGCAUUCAUGAUCAAGGCGCUGGCGGGAAUUGUAAUGUUGUCAAAGAGAUUAUAUAUCCAGAGGGUGCUACUAUUGACAUCAGGGCUGUGGUAGUUGGUGAUUACACAAUGUCAGUUUUGGAGAUAUGGGGUGCAGAGUACCAAGAGCAAGAUGCUAUUUUGGUGAAGCCUGAAAGCCGUGAGUUCUUACAGUCUAUAUGUGAAAGAGAGAGAGUCUCAAUGGCAGUUAUCGGUACCAUUAGUGGUGAAGGGCGGAUCAUUCUUGUGGAUAGUUUAACUAUGGAAAAAUGCAAUGCAAAUGGAGUACCUCCUCCACCGCCUGCUGUGGAUCUUGAGCUCGAGAAGGUGCUUGGAGAUAUGCCCCAGAAAACUUUUGAAUUUCAUCGAGUUGAUAAUGCUAGGAAGCCUCUUGAUAUUGCUACGGGAAUAUCUGUUAUGGAUUCUCUGAGACGGGUAUUAAGGCUUCCUUCUAUUGCUUCGAAGCGGUUCUUGACUACGAAAGUUGAUCGGUGUGUCACAGGCCUUGUUGCACAGCAGCAAACUGUGGGACCGCUUCAGAUUACACUUUCUGAUGUUGCGGUGAUUGCUCAAAGCUAUACCGGCAUUACAGGAGGUGCUUGCUCGAUCGGGGAGCAGCCGAUCAAAGGCCUUCUGAACCCAGGAGCUAUGGCAAGGCUAGCUGUUGGAGAAGCUCUUACAAAUCUUGUUUGGGCUAGGGUCACUUCUCUCUCUGAUGUAAAGGCGAGUGGCAAUUGGAUGUAUGCAGCUAAACUGGACGGGGAAGGGGCAGCCAUGUAUGAUGCAGCCAUAGCUCUAUCAGAAGCCAUGAUCGAACUUGGCAUUGCUAUUGAUGGUGGAAAGGAUAGUCUUUCUAUGGCAGCGCAUUCAUCUGGAGAAGUUGUCAAGGCUCCUGGAAAUCUCGUUAUCAGUACUUAUGUCACUUGUCCCGACAUAACCAAAACUGUGACACCCGAUUUGAAGCUUGGCGAUGAUGGUCUUCUCCUCCACAUUGAUUUGGCGAAAGGAAAGCGGCGUCUUGGUGGAUCUGCUCUUGCACAAGUAUUUGGUCAAGUUGGGGAUGAGUGCCCCGAUCUCGAUGAUGUCUCUUACCUUAAAAGUGCUUUCAAUGCGGUGCAAAGCCUGAUCGAGGAAGGCUUGAUUUCAGCUGGCCAUGAUAUCAGUGAUGGAGGAUUGCUAGUAAGUGCUCUUGAGAUGGCAUUUGCUGGAAACUGCGGCAUUAGCUUGAAUCUGACUAUUCCAGAGGCUCUUAGUGUUUCUCAAGCACUCUUUGCCGAGGAGCUUGGCCUUAUCAUUGAAGUCAGCAAAAUAAAUGCAGCUGUUGUGAGAGAGAAACUUUUGAGUGCUGGAGUGACUGCUGAAGUUAUUGGUGAAGUUACUGUUUCUCCCAUAGUUGAGCUGAACAUUGAUGGUGCAAAUCACUUGACCGAAAAAACUUCGCAGCUCAGGGACUUGUGGGAAGAAACCAGCUUUGAGUUGGAAAAAUUCCAAAGGCUGGCAUCUUGUGUAGAACUCGAGAAAGAAGGCUUGAAAAGUCGUUGUGAGCCUUCGUGGCUUUUGUCCUUCACUCCAUCGUAUACAGAUGAGAAAUACAUGAAUUCUACUUCAAAACCGAAGGUUGCCAUCAUUCGUGAAGAAGGCAGCAACGGCGAUAGGGAAAUGGCAGCUGCCUUCUAUGCCGCUGGUUUCGAGCCGUGGGAUAUUGCUAUGUCUGACCUUCUUAAUGGAGGUAUCUCAUUGCAUGACUUCCGUGGUAUUGCAUUUGUUGGAGGAUUCAGCUACGCCGAUGUACUAGAUUCGGCAAAAGGUUGGGCAGCUUCUAUAAGAUUCAAUAAGCCUCUACUAGCUCAGUUUCAAGAAUUCUACGAGCGGCCAGACACUUUCAGUUUAGGAGUUUGCAAUGGGUGUCAGCUCAUGGCUCUUUUAGGGUGGGUUCCAGGCCCCAAAGUUGGAGGUGUUCUUGGGGAAAACGGAGAUCCAUCGCAGCCGAGGUUCAUACACAAUGAAUCCGGACGGUUUGAAUGCCGUUUCACAAGUGUGAAAAUCGAAGAUUCUCCAGCUUUGAUGUUGAAAGGAAUGGAGGGUAGUACAUUGGGUGUAUGGGCUGCUCAUGGGGAGGGAAGAGCUUAUUUCCCAGAUGAUGAUGUGCUUGGACGUGUACUGAAGUCAAGCUUGGUCCCCGUGAAAUAUUGUGACGACGGUGGGAAGCCAACCGAAGUGUAUCCUUUCAACGUUAACGGCUCUCCUUUAGGCGUUGCAGCGAUUUGCUCCCCGGAUGGUAGGCAUCUCGCGAUGAUGCCUCAUCCGGAGCGUUGCUUCUUGAUGUGGCAGUAUCCUUGGUAUCCCAAGAACUGGAACGUGGACAAGAAAGGCCCCAGCCCGUGGCUGCGUAUGUUCCAGAAUGCUCGGGAGUGGUGUUCUUGAGUUUUGCAUUGAUUUGAUGAUGUGGUAAUAAAGCUCGUGACUUGUUGGCUGAAGCCAAAUUCUGACAUUUAACAUAAGGUAUGCAGUUGGCCAAAUUCUGACAUAACACUUGGGUUGCAUUUGAUUUUAUUGUAGCAUCACAAUUUUCAAGUUUCCUGUGCAUAUCAUGUGUUGGUAUUGCCUUUUCUUUCUCACAACCAACGCCUUCAAUUUGUUUACAAUUACACUAAUUUUUUCAUACAUGGUGUCAUGAUUAUGUGAAAUUCGAAUUUUAUCACUAAUUAAUCUCGAAUUGAGUAUUAAAUAUGAUUGAAUUUGCUUGCCUCCAGUCAAUUUAUUAAUAAGUUCAUACGUAUAUUUUAUGAGGUUACUUAAUUAUUUGAAAAAUAUAUGUAUUUUCAAAAAAAUUGAGUGUCUCAAAGUCUGUUGUUUUUGGUGAUAGUUUAAUAAUUUUCAACAAUUUUGAGUCUCAAAAGUCUGUUUAGAUGUUUUAUCCCUAAUGUUGAAGGUGGUUGGUCGAUUCAAAAUUUAUUGGGUAUUUCUCAAAUUUAUUCAUUCUUGCUGUAAUCAGUAGUUUCCUGCUAUUUUCUCAUGUUAUACCAUAGAUGCAACUUUAAUCUUU